AUGGCGGACGCCAACGGACCGUCAUCUCGUGAAGAAUUAUACAGGACGGCGCGAGACCAUCUGCGCGCAGAAGGCUGGGCCGUCAUCUCCAAUGUUCUGAGCAAGGAAGAAACAGAGAAGGUGCUUGCCAGGUUAUGGAAAGCCAAAGAGGCUGGCGAAAGUCGUGGAGACGCGACAUACAUUCCUCGCCUCGAUCCCAAUCAAGCCAAUGUUCGAGUCUUCUAUCUGCUUGAACUGGACCAGAUCUUUCGAGACCUCAUUGUGCACCCAGUGGCAAUCGAUAUGGUGAAAUCGGUCCUUGGAGACAAUUUCUUGAUCUCGAAUUUCACGGCGAACAUUGCUAGACCUGGCAGUCAAUCUAUGGCGCUUCACAGCGAUCAAAGCAUCGUAGUGCCAGAACCAUGGAAGGAAGUUUGGGCACUCAACGUUAUCUGGUGUCUGACUGACGUGUAUGGUGAUAACGGCGCAACCCUGUAUAUACCGGGAUCGAACAAGUACGAGUCGCGGCAGGACAUUCCAUCAGACGCCGACAAGUUGCUCCAACCCUUUGAGGCGAAAGCAGGGAGCAUCAUCUUGAUGGAUGGCCGAGUCUGGCACACCUCCGGUGCCAACAUUACAAAAGAUAACGACCGGGCAUUGAUGUUUGGAUAUUACACCAAGCCUUUCCUUCGACAACAAGUUAACUGGACGGCAAAAUUGCCCCAUGAACUACAGGAGACGCUGAGUGAAGAAAUGAAGGAAUGGUUGGGGUUGGGUUAUAAUGCCAAUAUUGCGAGGACGGGCAAUACUUCGUACAAUUAUCUCGGCAGGCAGUUUCCGAAGGCUGAGAUCCAAAGUUGA
Messenger RNA from Cladophialophora psammophila CBS 110553, 840 nucleotides. RefSeq lists its product as uncharacterized. Bases 1 to 840 code for a protein of 279 amino acids. The transcript has a single exon. The record is from RefSeq and is a predicted model, not a curated record. Lineage: Eukaryota; Fungi; Ascomycota; Eurotiomycetes; Chaetothyriales; Herpotrichiellaceae.